Molecule: messenger RNA, 1170 nt
Organism: Dichotomopilus funicola
Lineage: Eukaryota; Fungi; Ascomycota; Sordariomycetes; Sordariales; Chaetomiaceae
Exons: 1
Coding region: 1-1170 (389 amino acids)
Source: RefSeq, a predicted model, not a curated record
AUGUCCGACACCACCAGCAGCCCGCCUGCCAAACGGCCCAACUUCUCCGUAAUCGCCUUGCUUCUCCAGGCACCGCUUCUGCCUCUCGUUGCUGUUAAGCGCCUCGUCACGUUGGCCUGCACAUUUGUUAUCUUGGCUAUGGGUAGGAUCUUACGCGCAGGAUCGGAGAUCAGAAGACACUCGUUCAUUCUUUCGCGGGAAAAACGGUCCUCAACCUCAAAAACGGCCCCCGCUGCGAAAGAUGCCGCCACCGAUGCCGCCGUAACCACCGUCCAGAUUGAGGACAUCACAUGCCUGAUCUGCCACGAGCCCAUCGGCACCCGCAAUGUCGAGGGUGUCAAGGAAGACUGGAGCAUGCUGCCGUGCGGCCACCGCUUCGGCAGCCACUGCAUCAAGCGCUAUCUCGGUCUGACCGCUGACGAGCAGCCACUGUGCCCGAUCUGCCGACAUGUAGCCUACCACGACCCCUGCGGCCACCCUGUGCUGCCCUUCCUGCUGCAAGCCGACGGCACUCAUCCGGAUUUGGUCACGGACGACGACGGCAAGGUACGCCCGCCGAAGAACGAGGAGGACUUGGCUACGACGGCGUGUGAUUACUGCUUGAUGCCGGACGAGGCUAAGGAACAGGUGGAGAUGGAGGCGGAAAAGAUCGCGGCUGAUGAGGCUGCUGCUGCUGCUGCCGCUGCCGCUGCGGCUGUCGAUGCCACUGCUAUGGCUACGGUGAAGUCGCCCGGCCGGAUGGCCUCGGUGAAGCGGCCGCUCCGGUGGCUACGGACACUUGUGCCUUUCACGCCGAGAAAGAAGGGCCAGAGGGCGUCAGAGGACUUGGAUGAGGACAAAGACCAGGAUCAGGACCAGCCUCAGAACCAGAAUCAGGACGAGCACGAGGCCGAGCAAGCGGCCGAAGCCGAAACCCAAGACGGAAACGCAGACCAAGCCCAGGAGGACGGCCAAGGUCAAGACGACGACGAAAACGAAGACCAGGCCGAUGGUUCCGCGUACGAGCGCUCCGACAGAACAGACCGGCGGCUGACCCGGCGGGAGCUACGCAAUAGAAGGAGGGCGCCGGCCAACGAAGGGUCUUGGCAGGGCCCGUGGAUGGAUGUGCAGGGCCGGGACGAGGGCUGGGAGAAAUGGUGGAGUGUUCAGCUCCCGAGGGUGGCUGCGUGA